AUGUCUCGGAGUUUCAUCGGACUCUUCAAACUCUCUCCUUCAAACCAUGCCCUCAUACACAAGAGACCCUUUCGUUUGUUUUCAUCUUCCGUAACCACUCCAUAUUUAUUACUCGGCACCACGUUAAAGAAUAAUCUCCCAGACGGUAGUGACGUCAGAGAUGUCCUCUUGUUUGAUCCGACCAAAGAAGAGAUGCUCACAGUUCCCAACAUAACAUUCCCUGAAGAACUCGUACGCACAGCGCUUCUUCUCGUCGAGUCAUGA
This is a messenger RNA of Eruca vesicaria subsp. sativa (arugula), 264 nucleotides long. The record is from the annotation of a GenBank genome assembly. Lineage: Eukaryota; Viridiplantae; Streptophyta; Magnoliopsida; Brassicales; Brassicaceae.